AUGGAGGAGUUUUGGGGUUUCUACAUGAACCAGCACACCAAGGCAGCAACAAGGCGGUGGCAUUUUACAGGCACACUGUGUAGUAUACUGUGGUUGAUAUACUCAGUGGUGUUCAACUGGUGGUGUGUGGUUUUUGUGCCUGUGUUUGGGUAUGGCUUAGCAUGGUACAGUCAUUUCUUUGUGGAGGGAAACAUGCCUGCAACUUUUGGGCACCCAUAUUGGUCUUUGGUGUGUGAUUUCAAGAUGUUUGGAUUGAUGCUCACUGGCGGGAUGGAUAGAGAGAUUAAGAGGCUUGGUAAGAGGCCUGUCUUGCAACCUUAUUGA
Molecule: messenger RNA, 324 nt
Organism: Ipomoea nil (Japanese morning glory)
Lineage: Eukaryota; Viridiplantae; Streptophyta; Magnoliopsida; Solanales; Convolvulaceae
Exons: 1
Coding region: 1-324 (107 amino acids)
Source: RefSeq, a predicted model, not a curated record